AAGACAUAGAGCACAUGCCUUCCCGUAUCCACCUCCUCCUCCUAAAAUCUUUCCACACACACGCCACCAUUUCUGGAGCCGCGCGGUUAGCUCCGCCCUGCCGUGAUUCUUUGUGUCGCGAGCGCAGAACCAACAGCCCGCCAUUGUGCAAGUGAAAGCGAGCGAGCGCAGGCCUGAAGAACGGUGUAACGCGAGAACGGAGAGCCAGCUGCCGCCGCUUCUUCCCACAGCCCGAUCGACGCUUUGCGCCAGCUAAGGGCCGCUCUGGGUAGAAAGAAAUGUCCGCCAGUAGCCUCUUGGAACAGAGACCGAAAGGCCAAGGAAGUAAAGUUUCAGUGCAAAAUGGAGCUGUCCAUCAGAAAGAUUCGUUAAACGAUGAUGACUUUGAACCUUACCUCAAUCCUCCAGCUAGACAGAAUAAUGCCUAUACUGCUAUGUCGGACUCUUAUAUGCCAGGUUACUACAGUCCUUCCAUUGGGUUUCCAUAUUCCAUGAAUGAAGCAGCGUGGUCUACAGGAGGUGACCCUCCAAUGCCCUACUUGACUACUGCAUCUUAUGGACAGCUUAGCAAUGGAGAACAUCACUUUCUUCCGGAUGCAAUGUUUGGACAGCCAGGAACUCUUGGGAGCACACCCUUCUUGGGCCAGCAUGGUUUUAAUUUCUUUCCAAGUGGAAUUGAUUUCUCAGCCUGGGGAACAAACAGUUCUCCGGGACAGUCAACACAAAGUUCUGGCUAUAGUAGUAGUUAUGCAUAUGCACCCAGUUCGCUAGGUGGUGCCAUGAUUGACGGACAGUCUGCUUUCUCAAAUGAAACGCUUAAUAAAGCACCUGGUAUGAACACAAUUGAUCAGGGAAUGUCUGCAUUGAAACUGGGCAGUACUGAAGUUGCCAGUAGCACCCCUAAAGUUGUUGGUUCUGCUGUAGGCAGUGGAGCAGUUACUAAUAAUAUUGUUGCCUCCAAUAGCAUGCCACCUGCUACUAUUGCCCCACCAAAGCCAACAUCAUGGGCUGAUAUUGCAAGCAAACCAGCAAAACCACAACCGAAGCUGAAAACUAAGAGUGGAAAUGGUAGUUCCAAUCUCCCUCCUCCACCCAUUAAACAUGACAUGAAUAUUGGAACUUGGGAUAACAAAGGGACUGUGGCAAAGGCUCCUCCUCAGGCCCCUGUACAGAACGUUGGUCAACAGCAGAAUCAGGUAUCUCCACAGCCAGUAGGGCAGCAAGCUGUUAAUGGGCAGUCACCACCUCAGCCUGCUCCUGGACAGCAGCAACUGUUGGCACAGUCCGGUGUGCAACAGCAGCAGCACCAGCAGGCCCAGCCAACCCGUUGGGUAGCACCUCGCAAUCGUGGAAAUGGAUUUGGUCAAAAUGGGGUGGAUGGUAAUGGAGUGGGACAGUCUCAAUCAAGUUCUGGCUCUGUUCCUUCUGAACCUCAUCCUAAUUUAGAGAAACUGCGGUCAAUUAACAACUACAAUCCUAAGGAUUUUGAUUGGAACCCUAAACAUGGUCGUGUGUUCAUCAUUAAAAGUUAUUCUGAGGACGACAUUCAUCGAUCUAUUAAAUACAAUAUAUGGUGCAGCACAGAGCAUGGUAACAAGAGACUGGAUGCAGCCUAUCGUUCCAUGAACAAUAAAGGCCCUGUUUACCUUUUGUUCAGCGUCAAUGGUAGUGGCCACUUCUGUGGUGUGGCGGAGAUGAAGUCCGCUGUGGACUACAAUACCUGUGCAGGUGUGUGGUCCCAGGACAAGUGGAAAGGACGUUUUGAUGUGAGGUGGAUUUUUGUGAAGGACGUUCCCAACAGUCAGCUGCGGCACAUUCGCUUGGAAAACAACGAGAACAAACCAGUGACCAACUCCAGGGACACCCAGGAGGUGCCGCUGGAAAAGGCCAAGCAGGUUCUGAAAAUCAUUGCCAGCUACAAGCACACCACAUCUAUCUUUGAUGACUUUUCACACUAUGAGAAACGUCAGGAAGAGGAGGAAAAUGUUAAAAAGGAAAGCGAAUCGUGGAGUAUGGAAUACAGGGUUAAGGAACGCCAAGGACGUGUCAAGUAAAGGACUUCAGCUCUUUUCAGCAGUUGUAUCCUAGUAUGACUGGAUCUUUGGAAGAAAACAAAAAAAACUUUUCUUAAUUUCACUGACUUUACAGACUUUCAAAACUUGUAGUUAUAAAAGGUAUUGGAACUUUAUGAAAUCCAUAGGACUACAAAAAAAUAGUUAAAUAUAGGUGAAAAAAAUGUUCCGUUUCUUUCAGCUUUGGUUGUGAUUUCCAAGCGUAAACUUUCUCAUUUCUUUUUAUUGAGUUUUUGGGUUUUAUGGUCCGUCAGUGACGUAAACCUUAUCUUGAACUUUUGCACGUAAAACACCAAGUUGUACCUUUUCAUCUAGCGUGGAAUGGCCAAACAUUGUUUCCCAGCUUAGAGUGGCAUUUUAUGAAGAAUCUGACUCAUUAGGAGCAAUUCAAACGGUGUCUGCAAAUCUUGUCUCAAGUGUUGCUCAUCUCUUGCCCCUUGCUACUAAAAAAACGUCACGUGAUUGGAGUCUGAGAAUUUUUAACCUUGCAUCACAGAUUGCAGAUGAAGUCUGUCUGUUUUGAUUUAAAGUGGCAAACCAUAUUAAAGAAAAAAGCCUUCUGUUUAUACAGGACUGAACCUGGAAAGUAAACUGUAGUUUAUUUGUUUGGAACUGUUAUUUUUCCCCACUCCUUUCCUGUCCAGCAAAGUUUGAAGUCAUUGAAGACAUGGCAUUGCCUUUCUUUUCAUCAUGAAUCACUGCUACGUAAUAAAUGUGAUAUCCUGUUCAGCAGCA
This is a messenger RNA of Protopterus annectens (West African lungfish), 2807 nucleotides long. It is a transcript of the gene YTHDF2, whose product is annotated as YTH N6-methyladenosine RNA binding protein 2. The record is from RefSeq and is a predicted model, not a curated record. Lineage: Eukaryota; Metazoa; Chordata; Ceratodontiformes; Protopteridae. Bases 279 to 2054 code for a protein of 591 amino acids. The transcript is spliced from 6 exons. Gene Ontology annotation, cellular component: cytoplasm. Gene Ontology annotation, molecular function: N6-methyladenosine-containing RNA reader activity; mRNA binding. Gene Ontology annotation, biological process: mRNA destabilization.